UAAUCUGUCAGCUGAAAACUUUUAGUUCUCUCAGACCCUUAAUCGAGCUCAUCAGUCCGGAGUAUUAGAAUAAGGUAACGCCAUCUUUGGGGAAAAUGUCGAAGCGGCAUCGCAUAGACGUCGGUGACUCGUACAGCAGGAGAAGAGAUGAUGACCGAGACAAGAAGAGGGAAAGAUCACGGUCACCACACCGCACUGAUUCCAAAGAUGAAAAACAUAAAUCAAUAUUUGAACAGUUCAACAUUCCCAAACCACAACUACAGAUCAAUCCAUUCACAGGGUUACCACACACACCACGUUACUUACAGCUUCUUGCUAAAAGGAAGACAUUGCCGGUGUGGGAGUACAAAGAAAAGUUUGUAGAGGUGCUAAAUAAACAUCAGACACUAGUACUUGUCGGAGAGACAGGGUCUGGUAAAACUACACAGAUUCCCCAAUGGUGUCUAGAUUGGGUGCGGUUACGAUAUAACAAGAAGGGGGUGGCAUGCACACAACCCCGUAGGGUAGCUGCAAUGUCUGUUGCACAGCGUGUAUCCGAGGAAAUGGACGUCGGUCUCGGACAGGAAGUUGGUUACAGCAUCAGAUUUGAAGACUGCACAUCAUCAAAAACCAUUCUCAAAUACAUGACUGACGGUAUGUUGCUAAGAGAAGCUAUGUCCGAUCCACUUCUCGAGAACUACGGUGUUGUCAUAAUUGAUGAGGCUCACGAGCGUUCACUGGCUACAGAUAUUCUGAUGGGUCUAUUGAAGGAAGUUGCGAAACAGAGACACGAUCUCAAAAUUAUCAUUAUGAGUGCUACAUUGGACGCCGGUAAAUUUCAGAAUUAUUUUGACAAUGCACCAUUGAUGAGUGUUCCUGGAAGAACGCAUCCUGUGGAGAUUUUCUACACGCCGGAGCCCGAGAGAGAUUAUUUAGAGGCGGCCAUCAGAACAGUGCUACAGAUACACAUGUGUGAAGAAAUUGAGGGAGAUAUUCUUCUCUUUCUUACAGGACAAGAGGAGAUUGAUGAAGCUUGUAAGAGAAUACAACGUGAAGUAGACAAUCUGGGACCAGAUGUAGGAGACAUGAAAUGUAUCCCCUUAUACUCCACCUUACCACCAAAUCUACAGCAAAGAAUCUUCGAACCUCCACCCCCAAACAAACCAAAUGGAGCCAUUGGUAGGAAAGUUGUUGUCUCCACCAACAUUGCCGAGACCUCGCUGACCAUUGAUGGAGUCGUGUUUGUGAUUGAUCCGGGAUUUGCAAAACAAAAGGUGUACAACCCUAGAAUUCGAGUUGAGUCGUUAUUGGUGACUGCCAUUAGUAAGGCAAGUGCACAGCAGAGGGCAGGUCGUGCCGGGAGAACAAAACCAGGAAAAUGUUUUAGACUUUAUACAGAAAAAGCGUUUAAGCAAGAGAUGCAAGAAAACACAUAUCCUGAAAUAUUGAGAUCAAAUCUUGGUUCUGUUGUAUUACAGUUGAAGAAAUUAGGAAUUGAUGAUCUUGUGCAUUUUGAUUUCAUGGAUCCCCCAGCUCCGGAAACCCUGAUGAGAGCUCUUGAGUUGCUGAACUAUUUGGCGGCACUCGAUGACAAUGGUGACUUGACGGAAUUGGGGUCUAUGAUGGCCGAGUUCCCACUUGAUCCACAGCAGGCUAAGAUGGUCAUAGCUAGUACAGACUUUAACUGCUCGAACGAGAUCCUUUCUAUAACUGCCAUGUUAUCAGUCCCGCAGUGUUUUGUGCGUCCUACGGAGCUACGGAAGGCAGCUGAUGAAUGCAAGAUGAGGUUUGCCCACAUAGACGGUGAUCAUCUGACACUGCUUAACGUUUACCACGCCUUCAAACAGAACCAAGAAGAUCCGCAGUGGUGUUACGACAACUUUAUAAACUUCCGAUCAUUGAAGAGUGCGGACAAUGUACGUCAACAGUUGGCGAGGAUCAUGGACCGGUUCAACUUGAAGAGAAGCAGUACAGAGUUCACCAGUCGCGAUUACUACCUGAAUAUACGUAAAGCUUUGGUGUCCGGUUUCUUCAUGCAGGUUGCCCAUUUGGAGAGGACAGGACACUAUUUGACAGUAAAGGACAACCAGAUUGUGCAGCUCCAUCCAUCUACAUGUCUCGACCACAAACCAGAGUGGGUUCUUUACAAUGAGUUUGUGUUGACCACGAAGAAUUAUAUCAGAACAGUGACAGAUGUUAAACCAGAAUGGAUGGUACAGAUUGCCCCCCAGUACUAUGAUAUGUCUAACUUCCCACAUUGCGAGGCAAAGAGACAAUUGGAAAGAAUCAUCGCAAAAGUUCAAGCAAAGGGAUAUGAAUAAGGCUAUGUGUCAUGUGUCAAAGUCACUCAUUAUUUCAUUAAAAUUUCAUGCAUUAUUUCAUUAGUGACAUUAAUGACAUUGUCAAGGGCUUGGUCUGAGACAGCUGUAACUGAUAUAGGUAAAUGAUUUGUGGUACAUCAUGCCCUUGAUGUAGAAGUCAUUUUUUUGGGACCCUCAAUUUAGAUGGCUUUUAAGCAGUUUAGUAUUGUCAUGGUAUUUAUAAAUAAUGACUUUUAGAACAACAUUAGGCGGUUUUGAAUCAUAUUGUGGCUUAUAAUUUAAUUUUAUUCAUUACUGAUUGGUUUGAAAUUAAUGCUAAGAAGGAGGCGCCAUUAAAACUCAAAAAUUUCUUUUAUUUCAAAAUUAUGUUUCAGAAAAUGCGCAAAGACAAGAUUCUGAAGGCUAAGAUUUUCUAUAAUUAGAAUCGGCUUAUAAUUGUAGCUGAUUUUUUUUUUGCAAUAUUUCUAACAACAGUUGAUGCAAAUUUACUCUUGAAAACACAAACUAUUUCUCGUUUUCUUGGAAGAUUAGCAUUUUAUCUACCUGGCUUGUUUUUCUUCCUAGGUGGAUAUGAGUGUAUUUGUAAAAACAAUCGUCGGCUGUUUGUUGUUUUAACUACACCUAAAAUGUUGGGGGAUAUGGGUUUAAAAAUUUUUCUCUAGCAAAGCUUAACUGAAUUGUUAGGUUUUUUACGACAGUUAAUUGAAGUAUGAUUUUUAACUAGAAAUUGGCUUCUGACAAGGUUCUUUCACAGUUGACCUUGAAAAAGUACCAUACAAACAAGGAUUAUUCCAAACGUGUGUGAUGGGUCGCCAAUAUUUUUAAAGACAAGUGGUUCAACGUAUUCAUUGAUGUUCAACACUUCACUUUAUUGGUUUAUUGAUAUAAAGUUACAUGUUUAUUCUAGAAAAUGUUAAAAUUCUCAGAGAAAUUUAGGAGAGGUAAGUAUGUAGCGAGAAAGUGACCAUACAAAUAUGUCAAAAUAUAUUGAGAAUAUUUCUCUUCAUUUUGAAAAUCAGGAGUAGUGCACGCAAUGAUAAAUAUAAAAGGACUAUGUAAAAGUGUAAGAAAUUACUUUACAGUGCAUUGAUUGUAAAGUUACGGCACAGUAACCAGGCAUCAUGGUAUGAUUGACAAAUUAUUUUCUGUAUUUUUUUUUAUAGAUAAAUCAUUUACAACCAUCAUUCAUUUAUUGUUCAAUGUGCUAUUAUUAUUGUUAUGUUGUUGGAAUAUGUUGUGGCUCCAGUGGGAGGCUCUCUGUUUCUGUAUUUAUAUACAUGUUCAUUGCUGACUCACUGAGGCAAAACUAUUGUAAACUAUGGUUUUCUAAUUAAAAUGAUGAAAGAAG
Messenger RNA from Ruditapes philippinarum (Manila clam), 3648 nucleotides. RefSeq names its product putative pre-mRNA-splicing factor ATP-dependent RNA helicase PRP1. The transcript is spliced from 13 exons. NCBI's taxonomy places the organism in Eukaryota, Metazoa, Mollusca, Bivalvia, Venerida, Veneridae. The coding region runs from base 96 to 2300 and encodes 734 amino acids. Gene Ontology annotation, cellular component: spliceosomal complex; intracellular anatomical structure. The record is from RefSeq and is a predicted model, not a curated record. Gene Ontology annotation, molecular function: ATP binding; RNA helicase activity; RNA binding.